AUGCCUUUGCUGACCUUUGAAGCUUCAUUGUUGAGGCGUUGCUUCCAGCAUCACGUGCAUACGCCCGCCGACGUCGAGCGUCUCAACGAUCUCGUCUCGGGCAUGAACGCAGCUGCGCUGCAGACACUCGAGGGCGAGUUGCUUGGCAAGAUCCGUCUCGCCACCAGGAACGAGACGCGGCAGCUCAUCAGCGAUGAGUGGAAGCGCGAGUUGGCCGUUCUCACCGAUGUGGAAAACGCCGACAAGACGCACGAGACGUGCCACGAUGAAUGGCUGAAAAAGCAGCUACACAUCAGCACCAACGAGACUUGGUAA
Molecule: messenger RNA, 315 nt
Organism: Verticillium dahliae VdLs.17
Lineage: Eukaryota; Fungi; Ascomycota; Sordariomycetes; Glomerellales; Plectosphaerellaceae
Exons: 1
Coding region: 1-315 (104 amino acids)
Source: RefSeq, a predicted model, not a curated record